Messenger RNA from Cooperia oncophora, 510 nucleotides. Lineage: Eukaryota; Metazoa; Nematoda; Chromadorea; Rhabditida; Trichostrongylidae. The record is from the annotation of a GenBank genome assembly.
AUGAUCGACACCACUUCAUUUAUGCAAAUCACACCACCACCAGUGCAUCGUAAAAUGGGAGUAGUUGGACAGCCUCCGCGUUCGCCACUAGCACCAAUUCGAUUGUCAGUGAAUAUUUCACCACCAGCAUCACGACCUCUGAGAACAGCUCAGCGCCCUGAUAUCGUGAAGGUGUCCAAGGUCGAGAAUGCGGAUAUGGUAUUCCGUGCCAGUCGAGUGUUCGUCGAUCGCAGUCCACCACAGGAUCGUCGUCAAAGUGGUAUCGUACAGCCAAGUCCACGCAUAGACAAAAGAAAUCGCCGCCCGAAGAGCAUGUUCGAGCAGGCAGACGAGCCAUUGUAUGCCACACCAGUUAGAGCGAUGAAUAGGUCGGCAAUACUUGGCACUUUGACUUCUGGCCAAUUACUUGGACUCUUGGACUUCUCUUUUCAGUGGCUUAGACAUCCUCUAAGUGCAGGCCUGAGUGUUUUCGCCAAAAGAAGGUCCGGGGCAUUAAGUCCAGCUUUUUGA